Uncinocarpus reesii 1704 is the source of this 522-nucleotide messenger RNA. RefSeq lists its product as uncharacterized. Gene Ontology annotation, cellular component: fungal-type vacuole membrane; fungal-type vacuole lumen. The coding region runs from base 1 to 522 and encodes 173 amino acids. Lineage: Eukaryota; Fungi; Ascomycota; Eurotiomycetes; Onygenales; Onygenaceae. Gene Ontology annotation, biological process: endosome transport via multivesicular body sorting pathway. The record is from RefSeq and is a predicted model, not a curated record. The transcript is spliced from 2 exons. Gene Ontology annotation, molecular function: ubiquitin protein ligase binding.
AUGUGCUCGCCUGACCUCUUUCUAGGGCUGCUGGCCGUCCUGUUUCCCCCAGUUGCAGUGUGGAUAAAGGUUGGAAUAUGCUCCGCAGAUUCAAUCAUCAAUAUCGCUUUAUGCUGCCUGGGCUAUGUGCCCGGCCUCCUGCACGCGUGGUAUAUUAUUCUGAAAUACCCAGAGCCCGAUGACGAGUAUCCAGACGGCUACCAGCCCAUUGUUGGAUCGGGCACCCAUCACGACCCUGAAAACGGGAGGGUGACCUACUACUAUGUCGCUCACCACCAAGCUCCUCAAAACAACCGCUCUCCUCAACGAUCUUACGGAGCCACUCAACAACAGCCGCCUGAAGUGCCCAAUUCAUCCACAAAGCCAGCGCCAGCAGUACCGCCACGCCAUCCUUCCCAACAUAAUGAUUCCGGCGCGAGAGAGGGCGCUGAACAAGGUAGCAGCUCUAGACCACAUGACGAAACAAGGGCUCCCCCAACCUACGCUGAAGCAGUGAAGGGCGAUCAUAAGGUUCAAACCUAA